GGCAACGACUCGUUUCGCCGUGGUAAUCUCUCGUCCAAUCUCUCGACAAAUUGAGGCGUAUUCUUGGCGAAAAGACGAUUUUUUUUCUUGUUUAUCUUGAUCCAAAGAUUUUCUUGCACUCUUUGAUCGUGUAUAGGGUUUAUUGAGACGAGGGGAUCUUGUUUUGUUCGUUUGGUUGGUUAACAAUUGGGCAUUUUCCUUACUAGAUCGAUUGAUCGAGUGAGAGAUGCCACGGACGGUCUCUCGGUCUCCUUCGUAUCGGAGAAGGCGCUCUCCUUCUCCCAGGUACAGCAGCAGGAGAAGCAGAAGGGAUCGCAGCCGCUCCCCUUAUUCUUAUAGGAGGAAAAGUCGUUCUUCUUCCCCAAGAUGGCAUAAAAGCCGUUCACCGAGUCCUCGGAGGCGGAUAAGUCGUUCUCCAUCACUAAGACGACACAAAAGGCGAAGGAGUAGGAGCAUGUCAGGUUUGCCCAUCAACAAGUCUGAAAGUCCUAGUCUUGGGUCCAUAGAGCGAAAAACUGCUCUUGAGACACAAAGGCAGGAAGAAGAAAGGAAACGGCGUCAGAAGGAAGCAGAACUGAAACUUUUAGAAGAAGAAACUGCUCAAAGAAUUGAGGAAGCCAUUAGAAAGAAAGUCGAGGAGUCCUUGAACUCUGAUGAGGUUAAGCUUGAAAUACAAAGACGGAUUGUUGAAGGUCGGAAAAAACUAUUUGAUGAGGUUGAAGCCCAACUUGAGAAAGAAAAGGAAGAGGUUCUUAUCGAGGCAAGGAAGAAAGCGGAACAAGAAAGGAAGGAGAGAGAGGAGUUGGAUAAGAUGCUCGAGGAAAAUAGGAGAAGAGUGGAGGAGGCUCAAAAGAGAGAAGCUUUAGAACGACAGCAAAAAGAGUUGGAGCGGUAUCUGGAACUGGAACAAAUACAGAAAGAAAAGGAAGAAGCAAUGAGAAGAAAGAAAAUGGAGGAAGAAGAAGAGAAGGCGAAUCAGAUGAAGCUAUUGGGUAAAAACAAGUCUCGGCCAAAGUUAUCAUUUGGGAUAGGUUUGAAGUGAGAAAUUCCCAAAUUAGUUUGGCUUUCUAAUCAUAAAUGUUCUUGUUAUUGGUUGUUCUGAUAGUUAUUGGACUGGUACUAGCUAAAUUGCCAAAUGCUGAAGAUCUCUCACAUGGACCUUAAUUUGUAGAGAUCAUUGGAAAUCAGACUUUAGUCUUCAUCUUUAAUUCUCCUUAUUCAUUUUCUCUUA
Molecule: messenger RNA, 1231 nt
Organism: Musa acuminata AAA Group (dessert banana)
Lineage: Eukaryota; Viridiplantae; Streptophyta; Magnoliopsida; Zingiberales; Musaceae
Exons: 4
Coding region: 227-1042 (271 amino acids)
Cellular component (GO): nucleoplasm; mitochondrion
Molecular function (GO): cadherin binding
Source: RefSeq, a predicted model, not a curated record